GUCGUAUCAAUUUAUUGUUGAAAAGCUCAAAAUUUCAAAGAAGCUGCUGUGUAUUGCAGGCUAAUUUCGAACUUUGUGUGUGUUUAAGAUCUUGAGGAGCAUGAGCUUUGUUUUGAAUGGCUUAAAGGCUUCCCAUAUUUUCGAGUCUGCACAUAUCUUCAAAUUAUGCAGUGUAGCUUCUUGUUCAACGCCUUUACAAGUCUCUUCGCCUGUUUGUCGGUCCUCGCUUUCGCACAGGAACUUUUCCUCUCCGCCAAAUGCAAAUUCUAACAUCCCCUCGAAAGAAACUCUUCUUAGAGUAGACUGGCUUCUCGAACAUGUGACCCCAGGUAUUCUCAAGACUAGGCUGAAACCAUUUUUUGACAUCUGCCUCGACGACGUAUCCUUUGAGGAUAAACUUUACAAUUACAAAUUAUCUCGGAAAUCACAGCUGCUUACCCACAUCGCCAAAAUACGACUUUAUUACCGGUAUCGCUCCCCAUUCAACAAGGUUGAGAGAAUUGGCUCCUGUAUAUAUGAGAACGAAGACGUCAUUGUUUUGUUAUGGAGGUUGAGUACCUUGGAGUCCAGUUUCUGGGCGUACUUCCCUUCCUUCUUAACCCACAAAGAGCCUAAGCUUGUUACGGCUGAGGGAGCAUUAGAUAUACAUGUGAAUCGUGACGGAUUUAUUUACAAAAUUGUCAAUAGGAAGAUAACCGCGUCUGACCGUGAAGGUGCUAAAGUUAUGGAAGCGAUAAAGGCGGAACAAGAUGCAAUCAGGGCAAAGGCUGAAGAGAAGGCUUUACGUCGUGAGGCAGAGCAGUUAGUCGAGCAAGGGAAACAAUGA
This is a messenger RNA of Cylicocyclus nassatus, 826 nucleotides long. NCBI's taxonomy places the organism in Eukaryota, Metazoa, Nematoda, Chromadorea, Rhabditida, Strongylidae. The record is from the annotation of a GenBank genome assembly.